AUGUUUGAACUAUCCUUAACUCGUACUUUCCAUGCGGACGGCCCUUCUGAUUCUAUUCUUAACCUUUUCCCAUACAAAUUGUUCUUGAUAUCCCAGGUUGUGAAGCAGCGCUCCGGCUGCCUGUGCUGCUGCCCCUCGCUCCUCCUCCUCUCUCUCGGCCUUCUCGCCGGCGCGGCCAUCACAGUCGGCAUCUCGCUACUAUUCCCGUGGCGCGCCGUGUCUUUAAUUACCUCGUAUGCGAGCACGGACACGCUUGUCAAGUCGCAGGGAGCGCUGUCGUUCUUAGUGGUGGGGGACUGGGGUCGCAAUGGCGACUACAACCAAUCGCUCGUGGCAGAGGCGAUGGGGCGAGUGGCAGGGGAGAUCAGUUCCAGCUUUAUGGGGCGAGUGGCUGGGCAGAUCAGUUCCAGCUUUGUGAUUUCAACGGGGGACAACUUCUAUGAGGACGGGCUGACAGACAGCAGCGACCCGCAGUUCACCUCCUCCUUCUCCGAGAUCUACCAGGCCCCCAGCCUUCGCACGCAGUGGUAUGCCGUCCUGGGCAACCAUGACUACCACGGCAAUCCCGAGGCACAGCUCGAUCCAGCCCUCCGCCUGCGCGACCCCCGCUGGCGCUGUGAGCGCUCGUACAACGUGAGGAGAGACGCGUGCCCCAAGUAUCUAUACGAGCCCUGUGAUGCACCGGUGGAGUUGUUUUUCAUUGACACGUCGCCCAUGCUGAUUGGCUACUGGAAACCCACGGCCAACCAAACAGAGAAGCUGAAUUUCACGGGCAGACCGGAAUAUUCCCUCUCAAUUCACUUCCAGAUCGAGUCACUGCGAGCAGGCCUUGCGUCGUCCACCGCCAAGUGGAAGAUUGUGAUUGGCCAUCGCCGGCUGACUCUCCCUUUCCACCCCUCUCUGUCUCCAAUCGUUCCGCUUUCCCCCCUCUCUGCUAUCACCUCCCAGACACUGCGAGCAGCCCUUGCGUCGUCAACCGCCAAGUGGAAGAUUGUGAUUGGCCACCACCCUGUGCGCAGCACAGGGGAGAACGGCGAUUCAGCUGAGCUCAUACAGUACCUCAACCCCAUCCUCAAGGUGAGCGACGUGAAGCACCACUUCUGA
This is a messenger RNA of Closterium sp. Naga37s-1, 1104 nucleotides long. Lineage: Eukaryota; Viridiplantae; Streptophyta; Zygnematophyceae; Desmidiales; Closteriaceae. The record is from the annotation of a GenBank genome assembly.